This is a messenger RNA of Anastrepha obliqua, 2594 nucleotides long. RefSeq lists its product as uncharacterized. NCBI's taxonomy places the organism in Eukaryota, Metazoa, Arthropoda, Insecta, Diptera, Tephritidae. The record is from RefSeq and is a predicted model, not a curated record. Gene Ontology annotation, cellular component: transcription regulator complex; nucleus. Bases 355 to 1749 code for a protein of 464 amino acids. Gene Ontology annotation, biological process: regulation of transcription by RNA polymerase II. The transcript has 3 exons.
GUCAAAGGACGCGUUACGGCGUCGGUCAUACGGCGCGUAUAAUUAACAAGGAUUUCGAUAAUAAACAAAUUAUUGCAAAAUUAGUUCCGGGUUCAGUGAUUUUUCUUGUACUUCCGCUUCAAGUCUUGCCAUAUUUAUUUGUUUAUUUUUUGGCUUGUGUUUGUCGGUCUUCCCCAUGUUUUUUUUUUGUGAUUAUCGGUUAUUGCAUUGACUUCAUACCUCUUUAUCGAUAAACAUACACACUAGCAAAACAAUACGCGUGCGCGCUCGUUCAUUCAACGCCCUCUUUACUGUUGUCUUCAGCUUUGCUUUCAACUCAGCCAGAAUUGCCGUUAAAGUCAGCCUACCGCCACAAUGCCAAAAGAAGAUCCAUUUGUAAAUCGCGCCCAGUUGCUGAAAGCUAUCAAAAAGUAUCCGGAGAUAUGGGAUUCAAACAACAAACUGCACAUGUGUCGCAGCGUCACAGCGCCCAUGUGGAACGAGAUAGCUGAACAGUUUGGCGGCCACGUGCCAACAGUCAAACUGCAGUCGAUAUGGAGUCAAAUGAAGUACCACUACCACAAUCUCGUGCAUCGCCAGAUCCUCCAUAAGGAACGUUUCACCACGAAGUGGGAGCAUUUCGAACCGAUGUCUUUCAUGUACAACAUCACCGUGGCGAAGAUAGUGGGUGCAGCCGGUGGCAACGAUGGCAGUCAACAGCAUUUGCAGUCACCAACAUCAGUUUCAUUGCCCACACCACCGCCAACACCAACAGCACCGCAAACGCAGGGACGCGGGCGUCCAAGUGGUAGUUUCACAUGGUUGCCGCCACAAUCACAAACACAGCCUCAAACACAACAACAGCAAGAACAUCAAUUGCAACAACAGCUAGUGCAGAGUCCCUUAUUAGCGGCACAUAAUCAAACACAACCUCAAUUGCAUGACCAACUGAGUCCAAGUGGUUUACCACAACCAUUGCUUACGUCGACACCACUAACACCCCAAACGGAGGUAAGCGUUGAGACGAGCCCUUUUAUUGGCUUCACUGGGCUCGUGCCACCGGCGGCCAUAACCGUGGAGGCCACAACAACGCCGAUGCGUAAACCGGGCCGCCCAGGUUCGAUGAACAACAGCAUGCGUGGACGCAUCAUCGACGUAAUCAAAGAGCAUCCGCCUUUGUGGGCUGGACGACAGCAGGAGACUAUACCAGGCCAGCGUAAGACGCAGAAUCGUACUUCGGCAGUUUGGAAAGAAGUUGCGGCGCAAUUGGGACUCACAGCAAGCCUCGUGCAAACGCGCUGGUCCAUCAUCAAACAGCGCUACGUGGACGAAUUACAGAAGGAACGACGCGCUCACUUCACUCAACAAUCCUUUCACUCCACUUGGGAACACUUCGAACGCAUGGAAUUCAUGCGUGACAUACUUAUCAAGAAGGUGGACGAGCGUGAACAAACACGUGAGCAAAUACAAGAGAUCGUAAGCGAACAUCAGCAAUUGCAAUCGGCGGCGGCACAGCACAUGCGUUACAUGCGCCUGGGUAUGCCGCCACCGAUGAGCAUGUUGGGCACUACGUCGGGCGUUUAUGAGGACGGCGGUGUAGUGGGCAUGGCACCACUGCAUCAAGCGGGUGGUGUAGUAGGCAGCGUUGGUGCUGCGGGUAUAGGAAGAAGGAUGGGUGCCGGGGGACGUGUGAAGACCGAAACGGACUUGGAAUGGGAUCCGUUUGAGAUGAUACUGCAUGUACAUGGCACUGAACCGGCAGCUAAUUGAAGUGUCAGCGAGGUGGAUGUGAAGAAAAGUUUUGAUUAAAUAGAAAGAAAAUAAUAAGGCGGAAUAACUUGGAGGCAUAAAGAGUGUAAACAAGUUUUUGCUGGGUGGCUUGAAGGAUUAUUAAUUUAGCCAGAACCAACCAGAGAAUAUAAAACGAAUUUGAGUAACCUAGAAAUUUGUGAAAAACGUCGUUCUGUCAUAUUUCGAGGGUCCGAGAAUAUCUAACUUAGAGUAUUGACUUGAGAAUGGAUUUCAUUUAUGAGUGGAAGAAGUUACAUAAAAAUCGAUAGGAAUCUGUUAAUAAAAACUACUCAAAGAAAUCGACUGAUAACACCACACUAGGCCAUACAUAACAGCCUUUUAACAAGAAAUAUCAUCUUUAGAGAUAUAAGAAGUAAAUGACUAACUGAAACUACACUGGAGUAUCCGCUGCUAUGCGGAGGGACUUUCUUGGGUGUAUUUGUGACAACAUUUGUAUUUUAUUAAGUCUUUUGGUAGUCUUAUAAAGGGGAAUGAAAAAUAGUUGAUCAAAUCAACCUAAACUAUAAUAACUGUAUUUAGAAACCUUCAAAAGGAAAUGCUAGUAGAGGCAAGACUGAGAUGACGCAACUAUUCAACAAAAUGUCUGCAUAAAAUAUUACUAUUGAAACACUUGAAAUACACUGAAAAAAAUAUCAGUCAAACACGUACUGACAUUUUUUAAUUCGAUAUUUUAUUAUCUACAUAUAUAUGUAUGUGUAAUCUGAAAAAUUGUAUGACUAUGGUAAAAGUAGGUUAAAACUUUGUACACCUUUAUUUAGGAAAACUUGCAAUACAAAAUUCUACUUUCAAAACGUAACUAAAUA